Molecule: messenger RNA, 2904 nt
Organism: Camarhynchus parvulus
Lineage: Eukaryota; Metazoa; Chordata; Aves; Passeriformes; Thraupidae
Gene: CCNL2
Product: cyclin L2
Exons: 11
Coding region: 18-1604 (528 amino acids)
Biological process (GO): regulation of transcription by RNA polymerase II
Cellular component (GO): nucleus
Molecular function (GO): cyclin-dependent protein serine/threonine kinase regulator activity
Source: RefSeq, a predicted model, not a curated record
GGCGGCGGCGGCACAAAAUGGCGGCGGCGGCGGCAGGCGGCGGCCCUGCGGGUCCUCAGGCGGCCGGCGCGGCUCCCGCCCCGGUACCGGGUCCCGGCGCGGUGCUGAUCGGCGACCGGCUGUAUUCGGGCGUGCUGAUUACCCUGGAGAACUGCCUGCUACCCGAGCACACGCUGCGCUUCACGCCGUCCAUGAGCAGCGGCCUAGACCCCGACACCGAGACCGAGCUGCGCGUCACCGGCUGCGAGCUCAUCCAGGCGGCCGGGAUCCUGCUGCGGCUGCCGCAGGUGGCUAUGGCUACAGGACAAGUGUUAUUCCAGCGUUUCUUUUAUACCAAGUCUUUUGUGAAGCAUUCCAUGGAGCAUGUUUCCAUGGCCUGUGUCCAUCUGGCAUCCAAAAUUGAGGAAGCCCCCAGACGCAUUCGGGAUGUGAUCAAUGUGUUCCAUCGCCUCAGACACCUGAGGGAGAAAAAAAAACCUGUGCCUCUAAUAUUGGAUCAAGAAUAUGUGAACUUGAAGAAUCAAAUAAUUAAGGCAGAAAGAAGAGUGUUGAAGGAGUUGGGAUUUUGUGUUCACGUGAAGCACCCUCAUAAGAUAAUCGUUAUGUACCUUCAGGUAUUAGAAUGUGAACGUAACCAACACCUGGUCCAGACCUCAUGGAACUACAUGAACGACAGCCUGAGAACAGAUGUGUUUGUGAGGUUCCAGCCAGAGAGCAUUGCCUGUGCCUGCAUUUACCUGGCAGCCAGGACACUGGAGAUCCCUCUUCCAAAUCGCCCACAUUGGUUUUUACUGUUUGGAGCAACAGAGGAAGAAAUUCAAGAGAUCUGCUUAAAAAUCUUGCAGCUCUACACAAGGAAAAAGGUGGAUUUAUCUGAUCUGGAAAGUAAAAUAGAAAAGAAGAAAUUGGCUAUUGAAGAGGCAAAAGCACAAGCUAAAGGUCUGGUACCUGAGGGAGUUCCAAGCUUGGAUAACACAUCGGGAUUUUCCCCUAUCCCAAAAAAUGAGUCUCCAAAAGAGGUGAAAGGAAAUAAACCUUCACCCCUACCUGUGCAGGCCAUGAAGAAUGCUAAAAGGAAAACGGAGGGAACCAAGAGAACCAGCUCCAACAGCCCAGUAAAUGGUGUCCAGAAAGGAAGAGAGAGCAGGAGUCGAAGUGGAAGCAGAGAUCAGAGUUACUCAAGGUCCCCAUCGAGGUCUGCAUCCCCCAAGCACAGGAAGAGCGAGAGCUACUCCACGUCCAGCGGCUCCAAGUCCCAGAGCCGCUCGCGGAGCCGCAGCGAUUCCCCCCCGAGGCAGUUCAACCACAGCUCUGCCUACAAGGGCUCCAAGGGCCGCGGCUACAAGAAAUCCAAGGACUACAGCAAGUACCAGGGGGGGCACAAGGGCCGCAGGUCCCGCUCCAGGAGCUCGUCCCGCUCCCGCAGCCGCUCCCGCGAGCGCCCCGAGCACACGGGCAAGUACAAGAAGAAGGGACAGGGACACUACUACCGCAACCACCGGCACGAGAGAGCCCGCUCCUAUGAGAGAGGGCACCGCUACGAGAGGGACAGGGACAGAGAGAGGGACAGAGAGCACCCCGGGCACAGCCGGCACCGCCGGUGAGAGGCAGACACAGAGAGAGCGCCCCAGGCACAGCCGGUGAGCCCUUCCUGGGGGGUUCUCACUGGUGAGCCCUGCUGGAGCUGAUUCCUGAGGGUCCUUCUGGGGCUGCUUCCCGAGGGAAUUCCUGCCCAGGGCUGCUCUCAGGGGGAUUCCUGCUGGUGAGCCCCUUCUGGGGUUGCUUCCCAAGGGAAUUCCUGUCAGUGAGCUCCUGAGGUGCUUGCAGAGGGAAUUCUCACUGGUGAGCCCACCAAGCGGCUUCCAGGGGAAAUUCCUGCUGGUGAGUGCCAGGGCUGCUCCUGGGGGAAGGGAAUGCCCACCCAGGGCUGUUCCUGAGGGAAUUCCCUCUGGUGAUCUGGGGUGCUUCCUGAGGGAAUUCUCUCCGGCACCCCGGGCACAGUUGGUGAGAUGGAGCUGCUUUUCUUGGGAAUUCCCUCUGGCACCACUGGUGAACCAGGGCUCAUUCCCUCAGAAUUCCCUCUGCCAGCAGAGCUCGUUCCCUAUGGCUUGUGCAGGGUUAAUCUGGCUCCUGAGCCAGCACUUUGUGCUCAUCCCUGAACCCAAAGCAAAGCCUGGCAGGGUGGGAGGUGAUGUCAGCAGUGUAACUGUCACCCUCACAUGGGAGCUCCUGUCCUGCUCCUCAGGAUUUCCAUCCCCAGGGCAGCCCAUCCUUGGAAUGCUGUGCCCAGCAGCUCUUCCCUGUGGGGCUGGAAAGCUCCUCAGCCCCCCAGGAGUGGUUUGGUGCUACCAAUGCCCUCUUCUCAUGCUGGCUCGGUGAUGUUGUACAGGUGGGAGGCGAUUUUUUUUUUUUAGUCCUGUUGCCUAUAUUAGGUUCUCUGUGUAUAUAUAUAUAUAUUUCGCAGUGUUACAGUAUGGGAAAAUGGCCUUCCUAGCCUUUACACUUUACCCACAAUGUAAAUAAGCAUUUGUUUAAUACAGGUGAAGAUAUAUACAGAAAAAUUCAAAAACUUGAAUUCUAUCAAAAAAAAAAAACUUGUGUAGAAAAUUCUGAUAAAUGUGAAAGUAUUUAGCUCUGUGCAUUGAGAGUAGUAUAUUUUUAUCUGUGCAAUGCUGUGUGCAGGCCACCAGCUCAGAAGACAUUUCCUAUAUAUCCAUUUGAAGUGGUUGAAAAUUCUUGACUCAGGAUCUUUGAAGAAUUGGUAGUUUGUCAGUCUGCAUGCUUGAUGAACAGAGCAAUUAAAAACCCAGUUAGCAGAGCCCCACAGCCCAGUAGUAUCAGUUCUAGUGGUAUAUCUGAGCUGUUACUCUCAUGCUCCCCAAUUUCAUUAAAGUAUUUGAUUUU